UGGACAUAUAUGGAUACCAGAAGAUAUAUAUAGUUACAUGUAUUACAUAGUAUCCGAUGUCGCCAGGGUUUUAUGAACUUGAAAUUCGCCUUAAUUACCUAACCGUACUAUGCCCUAUCAGCUGGGUACAAUACCGUAACCUAGAUAAAUCAUAAGGGGCAGCAUUAGCCACAAAGACUCCUUAACAAGCCACAUCUGCCCCGCGUUACUCCUGCGCAGUUCUUCAUCCCACCUUGAUCGACCUUACAUCGAACUUUUGCGCAGUGAUCCGACAAUACCACAAUCUCCCUCAUAAGGACCAGACCAGACCAGACCAGACCCAUCACCAUGUCAGCCUCUCCCUCUCCCCCCAACACGGCGCACCUAAAAGCAACAUACACCAACGCCCACCCUCCCUCCUCCUCCACCGAACCCUUCACCCUCACAACCCCCCUCCCCCAACCCUCCGACCCCAACUCCGCCGCGCAAAAGACAUCCUACCUCUCCGCUCUGCGGGACGCCACCACCUCGCUACAGGAGAGCAUAAACGCCGAGUUGACCACGCGCAUGGAACGAGAGGCUGCUUCCGCCGCUGCCACCAAGACAACGGCAGCGAAUAGUAGUAAGAAUGGGAAGAAGAGCGUCGUGUUCGACGAUGAGGCUGAGGAGGAGAACUACGGAGAGGAGGUAGUCGAGGAUGAUGAAUGAGAGAAGGGAAAGCUGGAUUUGCGCACACCAUACCAGCCAACCGAAUACCUACAAGAAGCUGAGGAGUAACUCAGUAGGAUUUGGAUUCCCAACUACCUACCAGUCAAGUCUAAAACGCAUCAAACCAGUCGACACGGACACUUCACCCUUGAUCACCACAAAAACAUCAACAGGAGGUAUAAAAGGCGUUUUCAAUUUGACUACGAUCUAGAUACUUAAAAGGGGGUAUUUUGCCUGCGCGUACAAGUUUGUAUGUACUUGAUCGCCACUACUCCAGCAGCAUGCAUGCAUUGUAACGAUAAC
Messenger RNA from Hypoxylon fragiforme, 990 nucleotides. RefSeq lists its product as uncharacterized. The record is from RefSeq and is a predicted model, not a curated record. The transcript has a single exon. NCBI's taxonomy places the organism in Eukaryota, Fungi, Ascomycota, Sordariomycetes, Xylariales, Hypoxylaceae. The coding region runs from base 328 to 687 and encodes 119 amino acids.